Molecule: messenger RNA, 2847 nt
Organism: Cutaneotrichosporon cavernicola
Lineage: Eukaryota; Fungi; Basidiomycota; Tremellomycetes; Trichosporonales; Trichosporonaceae
Exons: 6
Coding region: 1-2847 (948 amino acids)
Cellular component (GO): membrane
Molecular function (GO): calcium ion binding
Source: RefSeq, a predicted model, not a curated record
AUGAGUGCCAUCAUCAUCCCCAAGAAUGCCCUCCACCUGGACACUGCCCUCCGUCACCAUAUCCUCUGUCAUCCACGCCUGUCCCGCGUAACCCAGCACAUCUGCUGGUCAAUCCAACCACAGCCUGGCCAACGCUAUGCGUUGCGUCCUCGCUCUCAUCCUCACCCUACUGGGCCUGCUCUCGAUCUCGCACGCGUCGGCGAGGACUUUGUCUUCUCAAUCCUCCCGGGCUCGUUCGCCUCCAACUCUACGGUGACUUACGCCGCGUCCACGCAGUCACAAUGGCUCCAGUUCUCACCCGCCAACCCGUCGUUCUACGGCAAGCCUAGCGCCGCAGAUGUCGGCGAGCACAACGUCACGCUCACUGCCACGGACGCCACAGGCACGGCCAACUCGACGUUUACGUUGAUCGUGUCCAACUACUCGGCGCCGAUCCUCGCCAUGGACUUUGCCAAGCAGAUGGCCGACCCUAAGCUGGCUGAUAUUGCUAGCGCAAAGGUCAUGCCUGGGGGUAAUGGCGUGUCGGUGCUCCCGUACUGGUCCUUUGCUCUCGGCUGGAACGGCAACAUGUUCAAGCGCCCCGAUUCGAACGGCAACGGCAACCUGUUCUACUCGGCCCAUGUCCGCGGCACCACUGGCCUCCCGGACUGGCUCACGUGGUCGAACACGACGUUCACCUUCAACGGCGUUGCCCCGGCUAAUGGAUCAUACGAUGUCGUCGUGACAGCCACCGACUACUGGAACUACACAGCCGCAUCGUCGUCGUUUGUCUUCUCGGUCGGCGACGGUGCAGUCGUCGAAAACUCGAAAGCUUGGCCCGGCAUCAAGACUACCGCCCGCAGUUAUGUCAACCACUCUCUCGACCUCUCGGGGAUGCUGCUCAACGGCGACAAGCUCGAUGCAGCCAACGUCGAGGCUACUCCCGACCUCACGAACGUCAAGUGGCUGUCAUACGACAAGACUACGCGCACCAUCUCUGGUACGACCCCAGACUCGCUCGUCAAUGGCACGAUGGCUCCGUUUAACAUCCCCGUGACUCUCUCCUCUGCCAACACCUCCAACACACUCUCCUACGUCUCAUAUCUCAACGUCACCGUCGUCCCCUACGCCUUUACCGCUUUCCAGCUCCCAACGACCAACGUCUCGGCCGGACAGACUUUCCAGUUCGACAUUUCCCAGUUCGUUGUUAACAAGACAUCCACCGCGUCCAUCAACGCGACUGUCGUCCCCGCCGAAGCAGCUGCCUGGCUGCUGUACCACCCUGACAACUACACCCUUGUUGGCGCCCCGCCCAUCAACAUCACCUACACUUCCAUGAAUAUUACCUACGUGGCUGAGACGGACGGCACGGUUUCAUCUACCAACGUGCUUAUGCCCAUCGAUGGUGUCACCGGUCCGCAGGGUGAUGGUGAGCCUGCUCCCAUCCCCAACGCUCCCAAGAACGGCGGUCUCUCGCAGAAGAACAAGAUCAUCAUUGGUGUUGUCGUCGGUGUCGUUGGCUUCCUCAUCCUGGCCGCGCUUCUCCUCUGCUGCUGCUGCCUCCGCAAGCGCAGGGCAGGGGCGAGUGAAGGGCCCUAUGGCAACAAGGAGGGUACGCCCGAGACGUUAGUCAACACACCCAACGGCAAGAAGUCGCUGCAAAGCAACGGUGUCAGCCCGGCCAAGAUGAGCGACAGCCCGCGUCAGUACAUCAAGGGUCUCUUUGGCACCGUCCACGAGCCCUCGCUCCCGACUCUCAACAGCAAGGACUCGGCGUUCCACUCGUCGCGUCCUGCGUCCAACAACAGCUCGUUCAUGGGGGCCGGUGAGCUCAUUGCUGCCGCCGGUCCCAACGACCGCCACCAACGCCUCUCCGAGUUUACUCAGUCUGCUCCCAGUGCUGAGUCACUGGCCAGCUGGGAGUCACGGCCGUCCAUACACUGGUCUGGCGAGAACGAGUACCUUGAGCCGUUAUACGAGAGCGAGGGCUUUGACGCCUUGUCACCAACGCCCGAGUCGAUUGCGCCAACGCCCACUGAGGCUGAAGCUUCGCAGCUCGCAACUCCCACUUUCGGACCCACGCUCGCCGUCGGCUCGUCGUCUGACACCCAGCGCUCCAGGACAAGCCCCACAACCCACUAUGUUCAUGGACCCGAGGGAGACGUCCCACGCCCCCGCGCCGGCUUUGUCCCCAGCUACCCGCGCUGGAUCAACAAGGGUGACCGAGUCCCGCCACUCUCGUCCGAUGACGUAUCGCUCUACUUCUCCGAGUUUGACAAUGAGAACUCGAACCGCAACCUUGUCACCUCGCGAUCAUUAACUGCGUCCCGCUCCCUCGACUCGUUUGCGGGUCAGGGCUCGGAGAUUGUCGGUACGGGCUCUGGCUCGCGCCUGUCGCGCAACUCGCAGUCUGUGAACAGCAACGCGUGGUGGAAGGGCUCGAACAUGUCCUCUCUCCUUGCCCGUUCAGACGACAGCUACUCUGGCGACGCAGUGGUGGCAACAGCCCAGCGCCAGAGCCUCGACACGCAGCGUUCGUCGCUGCUCCCGAACGAGGUCAUCGACUUUACGCACCGCGACCGCGACCUCGACGUCGACGCGUCCCCUCUCACCGGAGGACCCAGCCCUGCGAUCUCAGCACAAGCCGUGACGCCCACGACGCCCGACCGGCCCCUGUCGUACCUCGUGGUCCCGAGCUACGUGCACCCGAUGUACAGCCCGCCGAAGAAUUCGUCUCCGCGCCGGCACUCGUCUUCACGGCGGAUGCAGGCGCGCGCGUCACCAACCCCGACGAGAGACCACAUCCUUCGCGGGGAGCCAUCCGUCGAGGUCGUGUACUCGGCCCCGCUGAGCGGGCAGGCUCUCUAG